This is a messenger RNA of Morone saxatilis (striped sea-bass), 2545 nucleotides long. Its product is annotated as cAMP-specific 3',5'-cyclic phosphodiesterase 4C-like. Lineage: Eukaryota; Metazoa; Chordata; Actinopteri; Moronidae. Gene Ontology annotation, biological process: signal transduction. The record is from RefSeq and is a predicted model, not a curated record. Gene Ontology annotation, cellular component: nucleus; cytosol; perinuclear region of cytoplasm. Gene Ontology annotation, molecular function: 3',5'-cyclic-AMP phosphodiesterase activity.
CCGGUUUCAGCAACCUGAAGACUGAGGUGUGGACAGGACGCGAGCGAGGCGGUUGACUUGGCUGAGUCAGCUCCAAUGGGGGCCGGUUGUGACCCGGUCUGACCCCGGUUUGACCUUGCAGUGACCUUUGACCUCUCCGGUCCUGGCUCUCCACCUGCUCUGCUGCCUGGGUUCGGGAACGCUCCGCCCUGGGGCCCAGAACGAGCCAAUCAGAAUGAAGAAGAGCCGCAGCGUGCUGUCUGUGACUGGAGAAGAGAAGGCGGAGUCAUCUCGGUACAGCCGAUCCUAUACGUCUGGGGCCACAUUAGGGGCUGAGCUACGCAGAGGGAGGAGCAGAAGGCUCUCUUCUAGUCUCCAGGUACCCUGCUGGCUCCGCCCUCGAGACCGCACACGUUCACCAGAGGUUCUGAACAACGUGUCGCGUCCAACAACUCUUCCCCUCCGCAUCCCGCCACGCAUCUCCAUCACACAAGCAGACUCCGACAGUUACGAAGCAGAAAAUGGCUUGUCACCAGGUCACACCCCAGUGGGUUCUCAGAGUCCAAGCCUCACCCUGCACACCUCCUUUCCCCAGGGCCAGAGAAGAGAGUCCUUCCUCUACCGUUCCGACUCGGACUACGACAUGUCGCCCAAGGCGGUCUCACGUAACUCCUCCCUCGCCAGCGAAGGACACACAGGCGAGGACUUCAUUGUCACACCUUUUGCUCAAGUGCUUGCCAGUCUGCGAUCAGUACGGAGCAACUUCACCAUUCUUGCCAACGUCUCCACACCAACAAUAAAGAGGUCUCCUCUGGGUGGAGUGUGUGUCAGUCCCAGGGCGUCACUAUCAGACCAACAGUACCAGCAGCUCGCCCUGGACACAUUAGAAGAGCUGGACUGGUGCUUGGACCAGCUGGAGACCAUUCAGACGCACCGUUCUGUCAGCGAAAUGGCCUCCACCAAGUUUAAGAGGAUGCUGAACAGAGAGCUGUCCCACCUGUCAGAGAUGAGUCGCUCUGGUAACCAGGUGUCUGAAUACAUCUCCAGCACCUUCAUGGACAAGCAGAACGAGGUGGAAAUCCCAUCUCCUACUCUGAAAGAGAAAUCUAUGAGUCACAUCACUGGAGUAAGGAAACUGUCUCACAGCUCCAGCCUCUCCAGCACUUCAAUGCCUCGCUUCGGUGUCAACACAGACCACGAGGAUGAGCUUGCCAAGGAGUUGGAGGAUCUGGACAAGGGAGUUUUUAACAUAUUCAGAGUAGCAGAAUUCUCCAACAACAGACCUCUCAGCUUCAUGUAUACCAUCUUCCAGGAGCGAGAGCUGUUGAAGACGUUUCGUAUCCAAGUCACACCUUGUCCUUACGUGAUGACCCUGGAGGACCAUUACCAUGGAAACGUAGCGUACCACAACAGCCUCCAUGCUGCAGAUGUCACCCAGUCCACACAUGUCCUCCUCUCCACACCUGCUCUUGAUGCCGCCUUUACCGACCUGGAGAUCCUCGCCGCUCUGUUCGCUGCAGCUAUCCAUGAUGUAGACCACCCCGGAGUCUCCAAUCAGUUCCUUAUCAACACCAACUCAGAGCUGGCCCUCAUGUAUAACGAUGAGUCAGUUUUGGAGAACCACCACCUCGCUGUGGGCUUCAAGCUUCUGCACCAGGAAAACUGUGACAUCUUCCAGAACCUCACCAAGAGGCAGCGCCAGAGUCUUCGCAAGCUUGUCAUCGAUAUGGUGUUGGCCACAGACAUGUCCAAACACAUGACGCUACUGGCGGACCUGAAGACCAUGGUGGAGACCAAGAAGGUGACCAGCUCGGGUGUGCUGCUCCUGGACCACUAUACAGAACGGAUACAGGUGCUGAGGAACAUGGUGCACUGUGCAGACCUGAGCAACCCCACCAAGCCGUUGCCGUUGUACAAACAGUGGACGGAGAGGAUCAUGGAGGAGUUCUUUCGACAGGGUGACAAGGAGCGUGAGAGAGGGAUGGAGAUCAGUGCCAUGUGUGACAAACACACCGCUUCAGUGGAGAAGAGUCAGGUGGGUUUCAUCGACUACAUCGUUCACCCGCUGUGGGAGACGUGGGCCGACCUGGUGCACCCAGAUGCCCAGGAGCUGCUGGACACGCUGGAGGAGAACAGGGAGUGGUACCUGAACACCAUGCCCCAGUCUCCCUCACCUCCCCCGGACAGACACCUACAGCACGACCGCUUCCAGUUCGAACUCACCCUGGAGGACCUGGAGCACAACAACCACAACCAUAUAAACCUGAGGAACAGCGGCGGGAAAACCAUCUGCGAUGAUGGCGCCGCAGACGAAACGGAGGAUGGCCCGGCGGAGCUGGAAGGGGAGGAACAGAACCAUGUAGGAACUGAGAAAGAAGACGAGGAGAAUCACAACAGCGAACAAAACGGACUCCCAGAUGAAGAGGAGGAAGAGAGUAGAGAAAGGGAGGGAGAAGAAGAGGAGGAGGUGAAGAAGAGGGUGACGAGGAAGGACAAAAGGAUGAAGAGGAAGGUGCUGAAAAUGAGGAAGGAGAAGGCGAGGAAACUUUGGAAAACGAAGAGGUAG